GAGGACUGAGGACGCGAGCGCGCGAGGGGGCGAGAUAGUAAUACAAGGUAUAUCUAGUCGCCGCCCGCCUGAACGCUAGAAUAGACACAGACAACCUGUUUUAGAUCUACCUUGGAUGAUGUUGGCUUUUGUAGCAAUAACAGUGCUCUUGGGCGCUCUACAGGGAGCUGACUCACAGCCGGAUGCAGAGUCGCUUGCUGGGCGAGUGAGAGAAGCACUGGUUUUGGCCGCCGAUUCCAUCAACUCUGCAGAUGCCGUGGAACGCUCCCCUGAUGAGGAAACGUCAGUUGACCCAGACGACAUCCCGGGGGAUGACUGGGACAACGGGGGUUGGGGGAACGGUGACGUCAGUCGAGAUGUCAGUGGGAAAGCCAAUGGUGAAAAGACAGAAACGUGGUCAAUAGGCAACGGAGAAAGCAUUGAAAUUAGCCAGCUGGGCGAUGAAGACAGCACGAAUGACGAGUGGUGGGGAGUUUAGUCACGUCACGUCGCGUCACGUCACGUCACGCCACAUGAGGUUGUUUAUCACCAUCGCAUGAUUACGAUUUGAAUAAACAUAUUCCUGUUUAUCAAUA
Molecule: messenger RNA, 575 nt
Organism: Haliotis rubra (blacklip abalone)
Lineage: Eukaryota; Metazoa; Mollusca; Gastropoda; Lepetellida; Haliotidae
Exons: 3
Coding region: 116-478 (120 amino acids)
Source: RefSeq, a predicted model, not a curated record